Macrosteles quadrilineatus (aster leafhopper) is the source of this 1571-nucleotide messenger RNA. RefSeq lists its product as uncharacterized. The transcript is spliced from 5 exons. Gene Ontology annotation, molecular function: DNA-binding transcription factor activity. Lineage: Eukaryota; Metazoa; Arthropoda; Insecta; Hemiptera; Cicadellidae. The record is from RefSeq and is a predicted model, not a curated record. Bases 333 to 1571 code for a protein of 412 amino acids.
CAUAACCUCAAAUAAUUUUGCUAUUGUUUAGAUGUUUUGUUUUGUUUUGCUUUUAUUUAGUUUUAGUUUUACCAUAGAUAAAACAUACUCCCCCAAGGUUUUACCAUUGACUAUUGAUAUAAUAAGCAAAGGUUUUACUAUAGGCCUAGUUGCGUUUGUGUAGGCCUAUGUGGAACUUACUUAUCGUUUGUCAUAUUUUUGAUUAGUUAACUUAGUUGUAACUUAGCCUCUAACUUGUAUUUUAGUCUAGAUUCUAGAAUAUAUGGUUAAAUAAAGAGGAAGAGGGUACGGUAGGUUUUUAGUAUUAUCUGGCCAAAUAAUAUAACAAAAAUAUGGAAAGUCAUCCACAGGAAAUGAGCUUUGUUAGGUCAUAUGACGACUUUGCAGCUCGCUUAAAUGAGCAUGAAAUUACCACCCACACUAAAUAUAUAUUAGAGAAAUCCUACAAGAAUUUUAGUGCUGACAGAGUAUACCCAACCACAGAACAGAGAGUUCACUGGCUGAAGGAUAUUCCAUACUAUCUGUUUUCUACAAGAACUUACUAUUGCCAUCAAGGGAGAGAUAAAAAUAAAAGCUUCAAAAUGAAAUACAAGGCGAAAAGAGAUAAAAUGGCUCUGGAGGACCACUCUUUUGUCAAGAGAUACAAGCAAACGUAUGUGACAAAAAAAUUGGACUGCCCAGCUAAAUUUCAUGUCUCCAGAGUAAUAAUGAUGCCAGAACACAAAUUUCAUGAGUCAGUUUCAAGGAGUUAUCAGAAAACAAAGUUUUCAACUGUUUUGAGAAGAAAAAUAGAAAAUGGCGAAAGUUUGGGCGAAGAAGGCUUCAUAUUCAACUUGCCCACUAUUCAACAGCAUGCAAACCACUUGACUGGUGAAAGCGCUGCAUUUACUGAACCGGUUGAUAGAAGAGUAAGAGCCUACAUUGAUGAGCUAGUCAUCAGAGGUGAACGGAAUGCUGUAGUAAUUUCAAAACUACUCAAGUCCUACGUUCAAAAUGAACUUCAACAAAAAGACGAGCUCAGAAGAAGAUUUUAUCCAAACAUGAAAACAAUUAGAAAAUUAGUGUCAUCAUCAAAAUUAAAACUGAGGAAGAGUCCAAUUUUUCAGCAAAACACAGACUUACUAGUUGAAAGUUUAAAUAACAAUGAUCUGGUAUGCUUCAGGCCCAGCACCCCAGAAAAUACUAUGGAGAAUGCUGAAAAUUCCAGUCCGCAAUAUGAAGAAUUGCCUAAACAAAGUAGCAAAAGGAUGAAGCUAACUAACAAAAACAACGCAUUGUUGAAAUCGCUCCAAUCUAUGCUUCAGUAUCUUGGGGAGAACAUGUUGGAGAAUCUACACAAUUCAUUAGAAGAACUCAUUAACAAGUAUUCUUCUAGAAUUAAAUCUGUUAAAAUAAAUAGGUUGCCAGUAGAAGUUAAAGCCAACACCUGUGUAAAAGAGAAGAAGCUGGAACUUGGUGAAAAAGAACCAACUGAUGGUGUAUGCUUACUUGCGGAUAAUAUGAAGGAUUCUCAACAGUUGGUGUUUGAAGAUGACAUUUGUGUUUUGGUAUCAGGAAAAGUUCAAAUGUAA